Osmerus eperlanus (European smelt) is the source of this 5334-nucleotide messenger RNA. RefSeq names its product polyamine-transporting ATPase 13A3-like. Gene Ontology annotation, biological process: intracellular calcium ion homeostasis; polyamine transmembrane transport. The coding region runs from base 228 to 3968 and encodes 1246 amino acids. Lineage: Eukaryota; Metazoa; Chordata; Actinopteri; Osmeriformes; Osmeridae. The record is from RefSeq and is a predicted model, not a curated record. Gene Ontology annotation, cellular component: late endosome membrane. The transcript has 33 exons. Gene Ontology annotation, molecular function: P-type ion transporter activity; ATP hydrolysis activity; ATP binding.
UCAAUGGUGGUGGACCAAUUUCGGUCGAUCGGAACCCCGCGCGGAAUAGACUCCAGCACAUUGUCAAUAUUGCACACGCGCGUGUUCCAUGGGCACAUUCCAGAUCGCUCAUGUAAAGGUGCGGAAGACUUGUGCAAUUGAUUUUUUCUACUGUUUUACCAAAUUAUAACCAACAAUAUGUAUCAUUUGUAAGACUAAAAGGCCGUUGUAUUCUGUUUGGCCUUUUCAUGAUGUCUAACAGGAUGGAGAACAAAGAGUUGAAGAUCCUCAAUCAGGGCACGGAAGAUGAGAUGGAGGUGUGGGGGUACCGGCCGUGCCCCUGGAAGAUGGUCUUGGUGGGGGUGGGGGCUCUGUGCUCUGGGGGGCUUCUGUUACUGCUGCUCUACUGGCUCCCUGAGUGGGGAGUCAAAGGGACCUGCACACACACGACUAUCCAAGAGGCACACACACUCCUACUCCGGUCCACGGACGAGUUCAGGCGCUGGUUUCGGAGCACGGUGCGAGUGAUGCUGUCUCCAGGAAGGAGGCCCUUUGACAACCUGGAACUCCCAAACGCUGCCCACGUCCCCAACGGUGACCGAGCCUACAGCGCCUCUCAGGAAGAGAGUCAGGAGAAAGACAUCCAUGGUCAGCAUGUCCAGAUUCGCUACUUCACCCUCCACAGCACAAAAUACUAUUGGAAUGAUCUGACACAGAAUUUUGAAGUGUAUAAAGGCUUGGAAGAUAUGAGGGUGAGCUGCUCCAGUAUCCACUCUGACCACAGCUCGGGUAUCAACAAACUGCUGCAGAACUACAGGAGAUUGUUUUUUGAGGUCAAUGAAAUUGCAGUGAGGGUACCCUCAGUGUUCAAGCUCUUAAUAAAAGAGGUGCUGAAUCCCUUCUACAUCUUCCAGCUCUUCAGUGUGAUUCUGUGGAGCUCAGAGGAGUACUACUACUAUGCAGCCGCCAUUGUCUUCAUGUCUGUCAUCUCAAUAGCCACCUCACUGUAUACCGUCAAAAAGCAAUACGUUAUGCUUCAUGACAUGGUGGCGUCCCACAGCGUCGUACGCGUCUCCGUGUGCAGAGGAAGCAAAGAGAUCGAGGAGGCCAUGUCCACAGACCUGGUCCCUGGUGAUGUCAUCGUCAUCCCAACCAAUGGGAUGAUCAUGCCGUGUGACGCCGUCCUGGUCCAAGGCACCUGCAUCGUCAACGAGAGCAUGCUCACAGGUGAGAGUGUUCCUGUCACCAAGACCAGCCUGCCCAGCUCAGGGGACGAGGGAGCCGGCAUCUACAACACAGAGGAGCAUAAGAGACACACACUCUUCUGUGGCACACACAUCAUCCAGACACGCUUCUACACCGGAGAACUGGUCAAAGCAGUGGUGGUCAGGACAGGCUUCAGCACAGAGAAGGGAAUGCUAGUACGCUCCAUCUUGUACCCCAAACCUACAGACUUCAAGCUGUACAGAGACGCCUACCUAUUCCUGCUGUGUCUGGUGGGCGUGGCUUGCAUCGGCUUUGUCUACACUGUCGUCCUGAGCAUCAUAAAUAAGGUUCCCGCCAAAACCAUUGUGGUGGAGUCUCUGGACAUCAUCACCAUCACCGUGCCCCCAGCUCUGCCAGCAGCCAUGACAGCUGGUAUAGUCUACGCCCAGCGCCGCCUGAAGAACGCCGGCAUCUUCUGCAUCAGUCCCCAGAGGAUCAACAUGUGCGGGCAGCUUAACCUGGUCUGCUUCGACAAGACGGGCACGCUCACUGAGGACGGCCUGGACCUCUGGGGGAUUCAGACUGUUGAAGAGGGCAGCUUCUCACCUCCAGAAGACGACCCUGCCAAAGAAGGCCUGGUCAAGACUGCGUUCGUGGCCGGCAUGGCCUGCUGCCACUCUCUGACCAAGAUCGAAGGAGAGCUCUCCGGAGAUCCGCUGGACCUCAAGAUGUUCAACGCCACCGGCUGGAUCCUGGAGGAGCCCACUGAGGAGGAGACUGCCCUCCACAAUCCCAUAAUGCCCACUGUGGUACGGCCGCCCAAGCAGGGCGCCCCCGGGGCCAGCCAGAGUGCCAGCCCGUCCCAGAACAUGGAGCUCUCUGAGCUGACGGCGUACGAGAUCGGCAUCGUGCGCCAGUUCCCGUUCUCCUCGGCCCUGCAGAGGAUGAGCGUGGUGGUGCGCAGGCUGGGGGAGAAGCGCAUGGACGCCUACCUCAAGGGGGCGCCAGAGGUUGUAGCCAGCCUCUGUAAACAGGACACAGUGCCGGAAAGCUUCACAGAGACUCUGGAGUCCUACACCAGACAGGGGUUUAGGGUCAUCGCCUUGGCACAUCGCCAGCUGGAGGCCAAGUUAUCCUGGCACAAAGUCCAGAGCCUGAACAGGGACCUGAUAGAGAACAACAUGGAGUUCCUGGGCCUCAUCAUCAUGCAGAACAAGCUGAAGGAGGAGACGGCCGGGGUUUUGGAGGAGCUGCGGCGAGCUAACAUCCGCAUGGUGAUGGUCACAGGUGAUAAUAUGCUGACAGCCGUGUCGGUGGCCAGAGACUGUGGGAUGAUAGCCCCUCACGAGAGGGUGAUCAUAGCGGCUGCAGCGCCCCCCAGAGACACCCAGCCUGCCAGGAUCAGCUGGCAGUACACCGACGACUGCGAGCAGCUCACCCACAAAGACAGCCAGCCGGUGGACAUCAGUCUGGAGGAACAUGCUUACAGCGAGCAGCCCAGGCAGCGCUUCCAUUUUGCCAUGAGCGGACGGUCCUUCGCUGUCAUCACCGAGUACUUCCCUGACCUGCUCCAGAAGCUGCUCCUGCACACCACAGUGUUUGCCCGCAUGGCCCCCGACCAGAAGACUCAACUGGUGGAAGUUCUACAAAGUCUGGACUAUACCGUGGGGAUGUGUGGUGAUGGUGCCAAUGACUGUGGUGCCCUGAAGAGAGCUCACAGUGGAAUCUCCCUGUCAGAGCUGGAGGCAUCGGUGGCCUCCCCCUUCACCUCCUCCACCUCCAACAUCUCCUGCGUGCCCAACCUCAUCAGGGAGGGCCGAGCAGCUCUCAUCACCUCGUUCUGUGUGUUUAAGUUCAUGGCUCUGUACAGUAUGAUCCAGUACAUUAGCGUCACCCUCCUCUACUCGGUCCUCAGCAACUUGGGAGACUUCCAGUUCCUCUUCAUCGAUGUCGCCAUCAUUCUGAUCAUUGCCUUUACAAUGAGUCUGAACCCGGCGUGGAAGGAGUUGGUGUCUCGUCGUCCUCCGUCCAGCCUGAUCUCUGGGCCGCUGCUGUUCUCGGUGCUGACCCAGAUCCUCACCUGCCUGGCCUUCCAGGUGCUGGCCUUCCUCUGGGUCCGGGGCCAGAGCUGGUACGAGGUCUGGACACCCCUCUCAGAUGCUUGUAAUGUGUCCAGCAAUAAUCUCUCCCAUGGCCCCAACAUCACGUUGCCCCAUGACCACAAGAACAUCAGGAACUACGAGAACACCACACUCUUCUAUGUCUCCUCCUUCCAGUACUUGACUGUGGCCAUCAUCUUCUCCAAGGGCAAGCCUUUCAGACAACCGAGCUACAAAAACUGGCCGUUCAUGCUGUCCUGUCUGGGUCUGUACAUCUUUCUCUGCCUCAUCAUGUUAUAUCCCGUUCCUGCCAUCGACAACUUCCUGGAGAUUGUGUGUGUUCCUCAUGCAUGGCGCAUGACAGUGGUGGUCAUUGUCAUUUUGAAUACAGCUGUGUCUUUCCUGUUGGAGACCUUGGUCCUUGACAUCAUCUUAUGGAGGCUGGUGUUCAGCCGUGACAAGCUGGGGGGCAGCCAUGACAUGGCCUCUGCCACUCGCUCACCUCAGUCGAGCAACGACCGGUGGGGCUCGGCGAUCCUCUCCUGGCUGUUUUGUCGGAAGAAGACCCCGAGAGCUCGCUACAUGCACCUGGCCCAAGAACUGCAGGACCAUCCUGACUGGCCCCCCAAGCCCUCCACACUCACCUAUGCCCCCAGCGCCCCCCACAUCUCCGUCAGCCUGUGAGGCACAGACAGUCCUUGUGCCGUAAAAUGGUAUUGUUCCUCCUACUUCAACAUACCAAGACAGGGAUCUGAUAUUUCUUUGUACAAUAUAGAACUCAAAGGUCAUCAUAUAGAAUUGUUUUUGCAUCCAUCUAGUUCCUCCCCCACUCUGAUCCAGGGUUGUAUAGUGUGAGCUGAACAUCCAAUAACCUAACUAGAAUCUUCCACACCGUGAACUAAUGCAGCGUCUCCAAAUCAGCACCUGAUCUAGAACCACAAGCAAGUGACUUAGUCCAUAAGAGUCCUUUCCGCCAGUAACACCCUACCACAUAGGGACUGUCCAGCGAGCCCCACAAGACCAGCAAGCUCCACCACUCUGACCUCUCAGCCCUCACUGAACCAUCACCGCACCUCACCCCACCGCAACUGUGACUACUGAAGCAUUCCUAGAGGGAAGCAGUUCAGCCCGCUGCUCGCCGACUGCCUUCUGAGCCAACCAGGAGCGAGAGAGGCACACAAGCACCAGAGGAAGCUGGCUCUCAUUCCUGCUGGAUCCCGUCAAUGGUAUUUACGUCUUAAGGACCCCGGGGUAUUCUACUAACUCUUCCUGACUUGUUUUGAUUGCUGCUAAUGAAAUAUCAAUAAAGAAAGGGAAGGUCUGUUGUGAUGAUAUUGACCGGGGAAGCAGUGGGAUGGAUAUCUGUCGACACACACCAGAAUGAUGCCUUUUGUAAGACUUUGUUUUUAAUUGUCAGCGGUACUACUGCAUUUGAUAUGGCCUUCCGAUGCAUUAAUAAUAUGUUGCUGUAUCUCUCAGUCAUAAUUUUUAACACUUUCUGAUUAUUGUAAUUCUUCCUGUGGAAGAUAGAGGUACAAGAGAAACCCUUGAAAAACGUGAACACUGGUGCCUUGUGUGUGUGUGUGUGUCUGUGUGUGAGUGUGUGUGUGUGAGAGAGAGAGGGAGGGAGAAAGAAAGAAUCCAGUAUUUUUCCAUGUCCUUCAUUUGAAUUAUCUUCUGUUUAAAUGCUCUGAGUAUCCAACAAAUUGACCAACACAUUAACUAUUACUGAUUCCUUAAUGUUAAUCAUAUCAUUCAACAUUGUAAUGCAUUGCAUGUGAUAGAACUGCUGCUUUUAUCAAAGGGAAUCAUUUGUAAAUGUAGAAAAUGUAUGAUUGUGUUUUGUAUUCUUUUAAAGUAACUGACCAUUAACACCCAAACUUUAUAUAACAUUUGUACACAUUACUUUGUUUAAAAUGUAUUUAUCAAUUGCUUUGUCUGGCAGGAGUUUUGGUCAAAUGAUAUGAACCUAUUUUAUAACAUGUUAUUUUAACAAAGUGUAAUACCCCCUGAACCACCAACUAAAUUAAACCUUACAUUUUUAACAUUA